Messenger RNA from Adineta steineri, 948 nucleotides. Lineage: Eukaryota; Metazoa; Rotifera; Eurotatoria; Adinetida; Adinetidae. The record is from the annotation of a GenBank genome assembly.
AUGACUAUGAUAGAUGGAAAUAAUAAAUUAUGGAAUGCUCGAACAGCUGGUAUUGUUCCACAUGAUAAUAUUUAUUAUGGAAAAUGUUUAAUUGGUGGUGCACUUGCAUGUGGUUCAACACAUUUAUUUAUAACACCACUUGAUGUAGCUAAAUGUAAUAUGCAGGUUGAUCCAGGAAAAUAUAAAAACUUAUUUGGUACUGUUAGAACACUUAUAAAUAAAGAAGGUAGUCGAGGAAUAUGGAAAGGAUGGGAACCAACAAUUUUAGGUUAUUCACCUCAAGGUGCUUUAAAAUUUGGUCUUUAUGAAGUUUUUAAAGAUGCUAUAUCGAAUUUUGUUGGUUAUGAUUAUGCACAAAAAUAUCGUGGAUUAAUUUGGCUUGGUGGAGCUGCAGCAGCUGAAUUUUGUGGUUGUCUGGCAUUAUGUCCAAUGGAAAUGGUUAAAGUUAAAGUUCAAACAAGUCCACCAGGUACAUUUCCAACAGGAUUAAUACCAGCAACAAUUGCAAUGAAUAAAAAUAGAAAAACAACACGUUUUCCAUAUGGAUCAAUUGUACCAUUAUGGUCAAGACAAAUUCCAUAUACUGUUACGAAAUUUUAUUUUUUUGAAAAAACUGUUCAAAUGUUUUAUACUCAUGUAUUUACAGAACCAAAAACAAAUUAUUCUAAAACAACACAAUUAGGAAUAACAUUUGCUGCAGGUUAUUUAGCUGGAAUUCUUUGUGCUAUUGUGUCUCAUCCAGGUGAUUCAAUUGUUUCAUUAAUGGCUAAGCCAGAAUAUAAAAAUAAAUCAAUGAAAGAAAUAACGAAAGAUUUUGGUGCUUGGAAUUUAUGUACGAAAGGUCUUGGACCUAGAAUUAUUAUGAUUGGAACAAUUGCUGCUUUACAAUGGUGGAUUUAUGAUACAUUCAAAACAGCUAUGGGAAUGGGUACUACCGGUGGAAAAUAG